Messenger RNA from Ananas comosus (pineapple), 627 nucleotides. Its product is annotated as putative B3 domain-containing protein Os04g0346900. Lineage: Eukaryota; Viridiplantae; Streptophyta; Magnoliopsida; Poales; Bromeliaceae. The transcript is spliced from 4 exons. The record is from RefSeq and is a predicted model, not a curated record. Bases 4 to 603 code for a protein of 199 amino acids. Gene Ontology annotation, molecular function: DNA binding.
AUCAUGGGGUCCCAUAAUAAGCCACAGUUUGUGAAAGUGCUUCUACCAGAGUUCUUGGAAAAGCUGCCGAUUCCUGAUGCAAUUGCGCAGCUCCUCAUGCAUCAGCACAAUGGAACUGCAACUCUGUUCAGCCCUCUCGGCAAAUUUUGGCACAUUGCCCUAGAGAAAGAUGCAGAUGACAAUACGCACUUCAGCAACGGUUGGCGAGAGUUCUCGCGAGCCCACGAUUUUACCGCGGGCGACUUCCUCUUGUUUCGCUACGAGGGAAACAUGGUCUUCAAGGUCAAGGUGUUCGACGUAACUGGAUGUCGCAAACAGUAUGAUAGAGCAAUCUCAGAAAAAAGAUCAUUCGGCGCAAAAGAUGAGAUCCUCGAAGAUGUUUGCGACGGUAUGUGUAACUCAGAUGAUUGGCAGAAUCUCUCGACAGGUCGCAGAAAGAGAGGGAAACCGACAGCACCGAAAGAACAGCUGCAGACUCCGCCAGGUUUUCUGGCGACGGAUAAAUCAGCGACGAAGAACAACCGUGCGAGAACCGUACCUCAUUUUGAGAAGAUCAUUAGACCUUACAACUUCUCCUGCGGUCACAUGAACUACUUGAUGUAGAGCGUGCCGAGGAAGUUUUGCGCG